AACAUUGAAAUUCUGGAAGAGACACAAAAUGAGAAACAAAAACAGUUAAAGAAUAUAUCCUCUAGAACGUGACUAAAAAAAGCACUAUCUGUUCAUUUUAUCAGAAAGCAAACUGAGAAGUAACUUGAUUACUCUAAGUACCUUGAUGGAGAGAAAAUGCCGGUGCUAUGGGGCUUCUGAAUUCCACAAGGAAGUGAGUAGAACUGGUGUCUAAAAGGUGUAAGCCUGGAACAAUGAACAAUAAAUGAAGCACCAGGAUUUUUAAGCUUGAGCGAUAGUCUUUUAGAACGAGUGCUACAAAAAGAAGAAGAUGAAGAAAAAUUCUUCAUUUUUCUGGAGAUCCUUGAAAUGUUACACUUAGCCAAGUACAAGAAAUUGGACUUUGCACACAAGUAUUAAAUACAAAAGAAAUUUUGAGUUUCGUCCCAUUCUUCUCAUGGAUAAUAAUGUCAGACUCUUUUCAUGUAGCCUCAGAAGGGUUGGUUCUGUUUCCAUUCUAAGGUCACUGGUUGCUCUUGUUGCUCUCAGAUUGUAUUGACCAUCAAGAACCUAAGAAAUAUAUUAUGUAAGAUACUAUAAAAACAAGACUACAAAAAACUACAAGUCUACAAAAGAAUCAGACUGAAAAAGAACAAGCCUGCCAACAGCCUGAAACGCACUUGACACAAAACAGAUAUUACAGUGUGUACAAAUAAUAGCUCUUGGCUGAUAAACGGAAAGAAGUUUUAAGGUUGUUUGUACUGUCAUGAGAGCAUGUCUUGCAGAAUCACAGGUCUCCAUCAAAUUACUGUAGAUUUACUGAUGGCAUAUUAAUGGAAUGUGGCAGGGAUAUGUGAGAUGUUAUUUACUAAUGGCUGAUAGAACAAUUUCAUUCUAGAGUUCUGUUUUCUAGUCAUGAUGAAAAUCGUGUAAUCUUCCACGUCCCUAAAAAAGCUUCUGUCUGAGUUGGCAAGGAAAUGCUAAAAGAGUGUAAUUAAGUAACGAUGACCCUAAAGUGAAAUGUGGAUUCUUUACAAUAUACAAUGUCCUUCCCACCAGCCAUGUGUGUUUGUCAGAUGUUUAUAGAAUCUUCAUUAACUAAGAGCUUCGCUAGAUAACAGAAGCUGAAGCAUGGCAUCAAUGACUCAGAUAAGGGCAAGUGUACAACCAAUCUGCUUGACAACUGACAAGAGGCUGGGGUUUGAAGCAGACUGUGAAAAGAACACAAGAAAGUGAUUUGCAAAGGGCAUUCCAUCUGUUUGCCUUCCACCUCCUCUCCUCUGUCUGUAAAGAUUCAACAUUUUUAAUCAGUUAAAAUACUUAGUCCUCUUGUCUGUCCCUCAGAAAGUAAAUGCAUAAGAAAUGCAUUAUUUUGGAGUAUUAGCUGCACUUUCUGUUUUCAAUAUAAUUGCCUGCCUGACAAGAGGCAAACCUUUGGAAAACUGGGACAAGCUACCAGUUAUGGGAGAGUCUGACACAUUCUUUCAUGAUCCUGGGGAAGUGGAAGACGAGACCCAUUUUGAUUUUAAAUCUUUCCUGGAGAAUAUGAAGACAGAAUUACUAAGAAGUUUGAAUUUAUCAAGGAUUCCCUCACAAGCGAAGACCAAAGAACCACCACCACAGUUCAUGAUUGAUUUAUACAACAGAUACACAGCAGACAAGUCCUCCAUUCCUGCAUCCAACAUCGUAAGGAGCUUCAGCACUGAAGAUGUUGUUUCUUUAACUUCACCAGAAGAAAACCCAUUUCAGAAACACAUCUUGCUGUUCAACAUCUCUAUUCCACGAUACGAGGAAAUCACCAGAGCUGAACUGAGAAUCUUUAUCUCCUGUCGCAAGGAAGUUGGGUCUCCCUCCAGACUGGAAGGAAACAUGGUCAUUUAUGAUGUUCUAGAUGGAGACCAUUGGGAAAACAAAGAAAAUAGCAAAUCUUUGCUUGUCUCCCACGGUAUUCAGGAGUGUGGCUGGGAAAUGUUUGAAGUGUCCAGAGCUGUGAAAAGAUGGGUUAAGGCAGACAAGAUGAAGACUAAAAACAAGCUAGAGGUUGUUAUAGAGAGUAAGGCUCUGGGUGGUUUCCCUUGCGGGAAGCUGGAUAUCAGCGUUACUCGUGACACUAAAAAUCUGCCCCUGUUAGUAGUAUUCUCCAAUGAUCGCAGCAAUGGGACAAAAGAGACCAAAGUAGAGCUCCGGGAGAUGAUUGUUCAUGAGCAAGAAAAUGUGCUAGACAAAUUAGGAAAGAACAACUCUUCAUCUGAAGAAGAACAGAGAGAGGAAAAAGCCAUCACUAGGCCCCAUCAGCAUUCCUCCAGAAGCAAGAGAAGCAUUGGAGCAAACCACUGUCGGAGAACUUCGCUCCAUGUGAACUUUAAAGAGAUUGGUUGGGAUUCUUGGAUCAUUGCACCCAAAGAUUAUGAGGCUUUUGAGUGUAAAGGAGGUUGCUUCUUCCCUCUGACAGAUAAUGUUACGCCAACAAAACAUGCUAUUGUCCAGACUCUGGUGCAUCUCCAAAACCCGAAGAAAGCUUCCAAGGCUUGUUGUGUUCCAACUAAAUUGGAUUCAAUUUCUAUUCUUUAUAAGGAUGAUGCUGGUGUGCCCACUUUGAUAUAUAACUAUGAAGGGAUGAAAGUGGCAGAAUGUGGCUGCAGGUAGUAUAUGCAGAAUAUCUAUAAGAAGAAGAAUACUCUUUUCUGCUGUCUGUGAAACUGUACAUUAGUGAUGUAAAUGAAAAUCCUUGCAAACAAGGUUUGGAGCACGGGAUGGAGCUGGUUGUUUGUUGUUGCUGCUUUUAAAGGAAAGCUGGCAUUUAAAGGAUGGCAAUCAUUGUAAAUAACCUGCAUUAUAUAUCAUUAAUUAAAAUUUUGUGAGAUUGAAAGAACUACACAUUAUUUGGCCAGAGUGACAAAAGCCAAAAACUUAUUUGAAUUUUUCUGUUAAACCAGUUCUGUUCAGGUCACAUGCAGCCUUUGGAAUUGAGGAUGUCUUUUAAAUUUCUAAUAGGCAUAGAAAUCUAACUCUCUCUGUCAGAUCUUACAUUCUUCUGUGUACUCACUGAACCGCAUACAGUUUGCAUGAUAAAACAGGAAGUCUAAAUCCUGCAAACCUUUUCUCACACCAGUAAUCUCAGAGACUUUUAAAAUCGUUUUAAUGCAAAAUAUUUACUCCUGAAAGUGAAGUUUUAAAAUUUCUCAAACAGAUGACACACUCCAUCUCAUCUGAUUCCCAAGUUUCCUUCUGUGGGUAGCAGGUGCCUUGGUUUCAGCUUUCUUAUCCUUGAUGUCCCUAUUUUUACCCCUUUAUGGCACAUACUUGAAUGAUAAGAAGUACAGCCUUCCGCUUCCAAGACACUGUUUCCUAGGAGGAACAGCAGGCCUUAUCUCCUCACAAAGAUAAGGAGCCACUUUGACCUACUGCAUAUUCUUAGUAUUUCUUUGCAAGAACAUGCAGUCAAAUCACAUCCAGUCUUAGGAUCUGUACCCUAACAACUGUGGGGGUUGGCAGUGCUCAGCAUUCAUGAAAAGAAAUAAACAAGCUAAUUUUUAGAGGCCUAAGUUCUUUGGAGUCUGACACCAGGCACUGCUUAUUUUCUUUAUUUUUUCUUAGGAUAAACGCUGUUUUACAUACAAAAUUUUUUCACUCUUUAGAAGUCUGGGAAAAACUGAUAACUCCUUUUUUAAUGUUCUGGGGCACUUACAUUACUUUAGGAGAAAUACACUACCAGACAAUGGUUAUCCUGUCCUUACUUCUAUUUUCACUAAACAGCAACUCCCAUGUUUCCUGCAACUAGGGAAAACUUUCUUCGAUUCUAAUGAAGGUUUUGCCUGUACAAGAAAAGACAGUGCUUUGCAUUGGUUUCAGGUGUGAUGGAAUGUGCCAUGUAAUGCCAUCAUAAUCCACUUUCUUCCUACUAUUCCACCUUCCAUCAAAAAAAAUCUACCAUUUUUGAUUCAAACCCACAGUGAACUACAUAUAUAUUCAAAAUAUUAAAUGUUAAUGAGACAAAAAUAUGCUUAAUAUGUGGAACCAACAUGAUUUAAAUGUAUACAUAUGUUUUAAAUUAGGGCUGCCUGUGGGCAAGACGAAUUCAUUUGCUAUGAACAGCUCUGCUUGAAAUCUAAUAUGCGGUUUAUUUACUAUUGUUAACUGAAUACAGAGCGAAUAGCAGGUGAGUGCAAGCAGAGCAGUUGUAAUUCCAUCAAGAACUUUUGGUUACAUCACAAAUUACGAGAACAAAGCAUGAUUCACCAGAAUCCUCUGACUGAUUUACAGCCUCUUCCAUUAGAAGAGGACUGCAAUUGGAUCAGAUCUGAGAUCGGGAUCCAUGAGAAUUCUAUCCAUCCAUAGCUGCAUGUCAUUAACCUCUUAAAUUUCAUGUGGCAUCCUCUCAUUUUACUACUCCCCACUGGCUUCUGUCAUCUUACAGUUGUUAUGUCUUCCUCCUUGAAAUGUUUUCUCUCCCUUUUGUAUUGAUAUCUCCUAAAUUUAUAGUAUUUUGCACAACUUCUCUUCUUCAAGUAAAACAAACUACCAAGCAAA
This is a messenger RNA of Tympanuchus pallidicinctus (lesser prairie-chicken), 4509 nucleotides long. RefSeq names its product growth differentiation factor 2 (gene GDF2). Lineage: Eukaryota; Metazoa; Chordata; Aves; Galliformes; Phasianidae. The transcript is spliced from 2 exons. The record is from RefSeq and is a predicted model, not a curated record. The coding region runs from base 1342 to 2625 and encodes 427 amino acids. Gene Ontology annotation, cellular component: extracellular region. Gene Ontology annotation, biological process: SMAD protein signal transduction; BMP signaling pathway. Gene Ontology annotation, molecular function: growth factor activity; cytokine activity.